AUUAGACCUUCAAGAAAAGACAUACAGAGACGAGAGAUGAUUGAGUAGCACUAACUUGCAUGGUGGAUGAGCUCUAAAGCCACAUGUAGUUCUACCUAAUUUUCAAAGCUAGGCUUCAGAGACUCUCCUCCAGCAAAUUCUUCGUCUUCUUCUUCUUCUUCUUCUUCUUCUUCUUCUUCUUCUUCAUAAUCCCUAUGAUCAAGCUUCAUUCAACAAAUUAAACCCCACGAUAUAUACAAUCCCUUUUGAGACAAUUACAUCAUUUCGACAGCAUGGAAAGUCUCAGUUUGAUUAUUGGAGCACUAGGUAAUAUUAUUUCAGUGUUACUCUUUCUUUCUCCUGUGGGAGUAUUUCGGCGUAUUUUGAAGCAUCGAUCGACUGAAGAAUUUGAGAGCCUUCCUUACAUUUGCACACUAUUAAACUCUUCCCUGUGGACUUACUAUGGUAUUAUCAAGACUGGAGAGUUUCUCGUGGCCACUAUAAAUGGGUUUGGUGUUGUCGUUGAGAUUGUUCUCUUGACAUUGUUCCUUGUUUUUGCACCUCCAAGAAUUAGGGCAAAGACUGCCAUGCUUAUUGGGAUUUUGGAUGUGGGGUUUCUAGCAGCAGCAAUAUUGGUUUGCCAGUUAUUAUUGCAGGGUGAUAUGAAGAUCGAUAUCAUAGGAUUCUUGGGUGCUGGACUUAACGUUGUCAUGUAUGGUUCUCCUCUUGCAGCCAUGAAAACAGUGGUGAGGACUAAAAGUGUGGAGUAUAUGCCUUUCCUCCUCUCCCUUUUCGUUUUCUUGAAUGGAGGGGUGUGGACUUGCUACGCCGUGCUAAAGAAAGAUUGGUUUCUAGGAGUGGCAAAUGUGGCUGGAUUCUUUCUUGGAGCAGCUCAACUAAUACUUUAUGCAAUAUAUUGGAAACCCAAGUCAUCAAAGAAUACAGCAUCAAAGGAUUCAGAGCAUGGUUCACAGCAUGAACACCUUUUACCAUCUUCCAGCCAUUUUAGAGAAAAUAAUGAAGCAUAGAGGCCUUGCCUGUUGGUUGCGUGCAUAUCAAUAGGACGAGACCAGAUUGAAUUGAACAGGAUUUUUUUUUUUUUUAAUGGGAGAAGGGAGGUUGGACAGAAAUAAAAUUGUUUGUUGGCAUGUUUAUGUGCAGUUAAACCUUUAUAAAUCAAUACUUUUAAGAUUAUAAAAA
Populus trichocarpa (black cottonwood) is the source of this 1179-nucleotide messenger RNA. RefSeq names its product bidirectional sugar transporter SWEET17. Bases 273 to 1007 code for a protein of 244 amino acids. Gene Ontology annotation, biological process: carbohydrate transport. Gene Ontology annotation, molecular function: sugar transmembrane transporter activity. Gene Ontology annotation, cellular component: membrane. The transcript has 6 exons. NCBI's taxonomy places the organism in Eukaryota, Viridiplantae, Streptophyta, Magnoliopsida, Malpighiales, Salicaceae. The record is from RefSeq and is a predicted model, not a curated record.